GCCUUUCACUCUUCCACACCGUGUGAGAGUGGAGCUAUUAAUCAUCAUCACUCAAUCGUACACGAGUUAGCAAUUGUUCAUUGCAUUUUCUCGCUCUUCACUCUCUCUCUCUAGCUCUCUCUCUCUCUCCAAACCCUAGAAAAUCUUCAGAAUCAUCUCUCCACUGUUUCCAUGGUUGCCAACUCGUUCGAGAUUAACGAUUCUAUUGCCAACGACAGUGGUAGUGGCGUCGUUCCGCAGCAUUUGGUGGUUUCUCCGGAGACUGAGACGAACCCUAAGGUUAAAGUAACGGUGAAAUACGGUGGUGCUAAGAAAGCUGAACCGAAAGAAACACCAAUGUCUCAACGUAGAUCGAGCUCUAGAAUCCAGGCAGCUAAGCUUAAAGAGAUGGAGGAGGUUAAGCUUCGACGGAGUGUAGAGGUUGUCGAAGAGCGGAAGAAAUCAAGCGUGGUUGUGACGGCAAAGGGAAAGUCGAACAAACGCGUUAAGAAAAGUCAUGGCGAGGAAGAGAGCGUGGUGAAAGAAGAGGUUGAGUCUGAUUUACAGACAAAGAGUAAUGAGGAGGCUGCUCCGGAGAAACAAAUGAAGAAGAAGAAGUCUGCUAUGGAUGAGAAGCGUGAGCUGAUGGAGGUUUGGGAUGAGAAAAUGAAGGUGGAUUCUGAAAAUCCAGGUGAUGCAUCAGCUGAAAAGAGUUACGCAGCUAAGGUGAAGGAUACUAUCAGAUUGUUUAAUAAACACUAUCUCCAUUUGGUUCAGGAGGAAGAGGAGAGGUGUGCUAAGGCAAGAGCUGAAGCUGAGAAGAAGAAAAAAUCUCCCAAAAAAUCUCCCAAGAAAUCUCCUGCAAAGAAAUCUCCUGGGAAGAAUUCUAAGUCAGCUGCUGGGAAGAAAAAUGCUAAGAAGGAUACUUUGCCUGUAGAACCAAAGAGCGGCGCCGCCAAGCGACCUGAUCUGAAGGCAUUGACCAAGAUGAUGCAAAAUAAUGAGAUACUGUUCCCUGAAAAGAGAAUUGGCGAUAUUCCAGGCGUCGAGGUUGGAUAUCAGUUUUAUUCUCGUGCGGAAAUGGUGGCGAUUGGUUUUCAUAGCCACUGGUUAAAUGGCAUCGAUUAUAUGGGCCAAUCUUAUUCCAAAGAGUACAACAGCUACAAUCUCCCAGUUGCUGUGGCCAUUGUUAUUUCUGGAAUGUAUGAAGAUGACCUCGAUAAUGCCGAAGAUGUCGUUUACACUGGUCAAGGUGGCCACAACCUGACUGGUAAUAAGCGUCAAAUGGGAGAUCAGAAAAUGGAGCGGGGUAAUUUAGCACUCAAGAACUGUUCAGAGCAAUGUGUGCCAGUAAGGGUGAUUCGAGGUCAUAACUCUCGUGACAGUUAUACUCGUAAAGUUUAUACAUAUGAUGGAUUGUACAAGGUUGUUAAUUAUUGGGCAGAGAAGGGAAUAUCCGGCUUCACAGUCUUCAAGUUUCGGCUUAGGAGGGUUGAUGGACAGCCUACAUUAACCACGAAUCAGGUUUAUUUCACAAGUGGACGCGUGCCUCAGUCUGUUGCAGAAAUACGAGGGCUGGUAUGCGAGGAUAUCACUGGAGGUCAGGAAGAAAUACCAAUUCCAGCUACAAAUUUGGUUGAUGAGCCCCCUGUUCCACCCACAGGUUUCAAUUACUUCAAGUCUCUGAAGGUUGCAACAAGUGUUAAACUUCCUGUGAAUGCCUCUGGGUGCAAAUGCAAAGGCAAUUGUACUGAUACAAAAACCUGUGAAUGUGCAAAGCGCAAUGGCUCUGAGUUUCCCUAUGUAUCUAAGGAUGGUGGCAGAUUGGUUGAAGCUAAAGAUGUCGUGUUUGAAUGUGGCCCCAAUUGUGGUUGUGGUCCUAGUUGUAUGAAUCGGAUUUCUCAAAAAGGACCUCGAUAUCGUCUGGAGGUUUUUCGCACUGCAAAAAAAGGGUGGGCUGUACGAUCCUGGGAUUUUAUUCCAUCUGGGGCACCCGUGUGUGAGUACACGGGAAUUCUGGGCAGGACUGAUGAUGUAGACAGUUGUUUAGAAAACAACUAUAUAUUUGAGAUCGAUUGCCUCCAGACAAUUAAAGGUCUUGGAGGAAGGGAGAGGCGAUCACAAAAUGUACCAUAUGCUGCCAAUCUUUUGGACAAAUAUGAUGACCAAAGUCCUGAUAGUGCACCAGAGUUUUGUAUUGACGCAGGAUCUACUGGAAAUAUUGCUAGGUUUAUAAACCAUUGUUGUGAGCCUAAUUUGUUUGUACAAUGUGUUUUGAGCACACACCAUGAUUUGCGUUUGGCUCGAGUGAUGCUGUUUGCUGCUGACAACAUACCCCCAUUACAGGAGUUGACAUAUGACUAUGGCUAUGCUCUUGAUAGCGUCUUGGACUCUGAUGGGAAGAUAAAGCAAAUGCCGUGUUAUUGUGGAGCUUCAGGCUGCAGAAAGCGAUUAUUCUAAAUCUUUUAUCCCUUUUGGAGACAUUAGUAGAUUUUUUCAAAGUUAAUAUGCUAGUGCUCAUGCCUUUUGAUUUGCAGUAUGCAUUGGGCCAAAAUUCAAAACUUAUUAAUUUUUCUUUUUUUGUAAAUUCAAGAGAUAAUAUAGAUUUUAUUCGGCUUGAUGUAGCCCUAUUUAUUGGGUGCCGAAAAUUGACAGUACUCAAGCACAGCAAGAAGAAUAUAAGAAUUACUUGAUUUUGCGUAUUCUAUUGUCUUACAUUUA
Molecule: messenger RNA, 2700 nt
Organism: Vicia villosa (hairy vetch)
Lineage: Eukaryota; Viridiplantae; Streptophyta; Magnoliopsida; Fabales; Fabaceae
Product: histone-lysine N-methyltransferase, H3 lysine-9 specific SUVH4
Exons: 16
Coding region: 172-2439 (755 amino acids)
Cellular component (GO): nucleus
Molecular function (GO): protein binding; zinc ion binding; histone methyltransferase activity
Source: RefSeq, a predicted model, not a curated record